AUGCUACAUCUUGCGGAACUUCCGCAAUUUGAUCAACAACACGGCCAAUCUGCUCGUGCACGUGGUUUUCCCCGUGCAGUGCUGCUCUCUCUCAACUGCAGCGCCAUCGCGGGCCGCAUUCUCCUCACUGGGUUGAACACUCACUACCGAGCGACGUCGAAGCCUUACUCGGCAAGUGGUUUGACUGGCUCGUGUAUCUUGGAUGCUAACGUCACCACGUACCAAACCUUCUCCUUUUUCUUCCGCGUUAUGGGCGUACCUUACACGUCGGAGCCGACGUUUGACACGCCUGG
Closterium sp. Naga37s-1 is the source of this 293-nucleotide messenger RNA. Lineage: Eukaryota; Viridiplantae; Streptophyta; Zygnematophyceae; Desmidiales; Closteriaceae. The record is from the annotation of a GenBank genome assembly.